Molecule: messenger RNA, 3471 nt
Organism: Arxiozyma heterogenica
Lineage: Eukaryota; Fungi; Ascomycota; Saccharomycetes; Saccharomycetales; Saccharomycetaceae
Gene: DUF1
Product: Duf1p
Exons: 1
Coding region: 1-3471 (1156 amino acids)
Molecular function (GO): protein binding
Source: RefSeq, a predicted model, not a curated record
AUGCCUCAAUUAUCUAUCAGUUAUGGUAUUUUAAUAGACAAUUCUUGGCCGUCCACUACUAAUACUACUGCUACUACAACAACUCCUAAUAAUAAUGACAAUGUUAACUCUAUAAUACAUCACAUUUUACCAGUUACAAAGAUUUUGACUUUACCCAGUACAAAUGAUUAUUUUUUAACAAGCUCAAGAGAUGGUUCUUUGAUUUGGCAUGAAUUAUCAAAUUCUUUAAAGAAUAUUAAAUUGCAGAUACACUCAGAUUGGAUAUCUGAUGUUUUGUAUUGGGAUAGCGAUCCAACUUCAAAGUCUUUCAAAUUUAUAUCUGUUUCACAUGAUUUUUCAAUAAAUUUUAUUCAUAUUUAUCCAACUAUCGAUGAGCAUAACAAUAAUAAUAAUAAUAAUAAUAAUAAUAGUAAUAGUAAUAGUAAUAGUAAUAGUAAUAAUGCUUAUUACUGGACAUAUGAUUGGAAAAUUAUUGGCUAUCAUCAAGAUUAUAUCAAGUGUAUACAAAAAUUAAAUCAUAAUACUUUUGUCACAGUGGGUUUAGACAAUUUCAUCAAUAUUUGGUCAAUGGAUAGUAAUGACUCAACUUUAUUAUUAAAGUCCUUUCACAAUAAAAAUGGUUCCUUAUACGCUUUACAAUGCUUACCAACUUUAUCUAUGUCUAAUACACCACUAAAUUUAUCAUUUGAUAUCAUUGUUGGUGACUGUAAUGGGAACCUACUAUUUUAUCAUUCUUUGAAAGAUGAUUUGAUUUUAAAAAUCACUGCUCACAAUACUAAUAUCAAAUGUAUUAAACUGUUUUUUGACCGCAGUAUGACAAAUUUGCUACUUUUGUCAACUUGCUCAAAUGGCAUUUGUAAAAUCUGGGAUCUGAAUAAUUUAAAACAACCAUUGCAUAAUUUUAAAUGGAAUAAUAAUGCAGUAAUUUGGUCUAUUGAAAAACAGUCAAACAAUACAAAUAACACAAAUAAUACUAUACAUUUUUUGGUUACUGAUUCAAAAGGUUGCAUAUCAAGACUAUCUUUCAAUUUUGACACUUUACAAUAUUCAAUAAACUUGGUUUAUCAUGACCCAAAUUAUGAUCAAAGACAUCCAGGUAUAUUAGCCUCAGUAAAUUUAAAUUCUAAAUUGUAUUUUUCAUACUGUUCAAAUUCAAAUUUAAAUAUCUAUGAUCAAUUAUCUCGAAAUUUAUACAUCGAAAAAGGUGGUACUGCAUUGACUCGUAGUUCUUUAUUAACCAAUAGAAGACAUGUGAUAACUGAAAAUACUGAUGGUAUUGUACAGAGGUGGGAUAUUAUAUCCUGUGAGUUAGUAGAUACCUUUGAUCCCAAGGAAGGUACAUUUGAUGACAUUGUAAUGAAAUAUACAACAAAUGAAAUUUUGUCACAUUGGUGUACAGUCUCAAUUAAAGUAGGGCUUUUGUUUGUUAAAGUCGGACCUAAGUUCACCAAUACAGAAAUAUAUGGUAGUGCAUUUAAAGGUUAUGAAUUGUUAAAGUUAAAUAAUAAGAACACUUUAGACAAGAAGAGUAAGGAGAAAAAAAGACAUAAACAUUAUUACUCAUAUCUUCAGAGUAACAAAAACUCUGAUAAUGAAAAUUCAGAUAAUGAAGACGUUAAUAACACCAACAAUAAUAAUAGCAAUAAUGAAACUGAAUGUAUUAUUAAUGAAGAAGAUAGGUAUAACUUAGGAAAAGUCGUUUUGAUAUCUUUAUUCCAUGAAUUUAUUCAAUGGGAAAUUAAUAACGAUAUAAGUUAUAGGGAAAAAUUAUUAGCUUAUAGUGAUAGUCGAAACAUUAUAGUAGAUAGUCUGGCCACAAAUGACUCUAAUAUUGAUGGUAACUAUAAUAGUUGUAAUAACAGUAAUAUAAUGUCUAUGUCUAAUAAACAGAAGAAAAAAAAUGCAUUUACCAGUUUAUCUAUUGCAACAUCUCAUUUUAAAUCAAAAGAUAGCAGUGCCAAUCAUACACCAUUUGUAUCUGCUCCUUCAACACCAUUAAAUGAAAUGACUAUGGAUAUACGUGAUUAUCCGAAUGGGGGUAAUAAUCAUAGUUCCAAUCAUCAUAAAUCUCAUGAAAAUCUUGUGAGUAAUACACUAUUAGAAAGUUCUGAAUUAUCAAUGUCAUCCACUGAUUCUAAAUCCAAUAAUAGAGCAUUAAGUUCUGGAUCACUAUUUUCCAGAAAAUUUAAAUCAUUUAGAAAUAACAGUAAUAACAGCAGCAGUAAUAUUGCCACUGAUCUUUCUGUCGGUAAUAGCAACAGAAAUGAUAACGCAAAGGCUUCUAUAUUCACAAGUUCUGUUGGUUUAGAAAGAUCACAAAGCAUGUCAGUUAGUAAGACAGGUUCACAAAUUAAUUUUAAUCAUAACAUUUUCCAAAAAAAUGAAACAUCACAUGAUCCAUUAAUGGAAUCUUCGACUUUAAAUCCAUCACUGUCAAAAAAUGAAACUAAAAAGUCACAUAAAGUUAUGUAUGAUUUAAUCUCAGAAAUUCGUGAAUCCUAUAAGGAGAGUUUACAAUCGCAAUCAUUGACAUUGACUAAACUGGGUCUUUCCAAAAGGAAAUUAGAUUCACAACUUAAAAGAAAUGAGGAAUUACCCAUCAUCAAAGUUAAGUCCAACACAUUGUUAUUGGUUCAAUCCUGGAAUGAAGAUUCUUGUGGUGGGAAAGUUUUAUUUUCUACUGUGCUGCCUCUAUCAACAUCUCAAUCUCCGCUUCAUUUACAAUCCUUUUCUUCACCUGCAUUAUCCAAAAACCAAUCUACAAAUUCACUAUUAUCUACUAAUUCUUCAAUCUCAUCAUUAAAUAGUUCUUUUGAUAAAUGUACUAUUUCAUCUCAAACCUCUAAUCAUUUCUCAGUUUCUUCAUCAGGCUCGCUUUUGUUAUCGGGUGAUGAUAAAGUUCUAACGGUAAAGCAAGAGAAAUUAUUAAAUAGAAAACAACAAUAUGAAAAUAAAAAGCUUUUUACCAAGAUUGAACGUAAUUUGCCUUACUGGGUAGGUGUACUUCUUUUGAAAGAUGAUACUGUGGUACAGGAAAAACAGCCAAAACUGAAUUUUGUCAUAGUUCCUUGGGUUCCUGAGUACCAACAAGAUGAGGAUUCACAAGCUAAAACUAUGUCUGGAAGUAGCAAUACGCAACAUCAUCAUUACUCAGGAUUUAGAUUAGGUAGGUCGAAGUCAAAUGAUGCAAUUAAGAAUUCUAUGACAGAUUUACCUAAAAUUGCAGAAUCAAAUAUCAACUUAAUUGCUCCAGGCAUGAUUAAAGUUAAAAAAAUCAAGAACUAUGUGGUAGACAGGUUUGACAGUAAGACUCCUGAAAUGAAGGAUAAGAUUGACCCAUCGAUAUGGAUGGAAUUGUUAUGUAGAGGAAACGUGUUAGAUAAUGAUAUGACUUUGUCUACUGUAAGAACGUUAUAUUGGAAAUCUCCAGGUGAGAUAACGAUUCAAUAUAGAAGAAAAGUGUCACGUUGA